AUGGAUGCAAUUUGUAUGAGCGGUGAUCGUUUGUGUCACGUCCACGCUCUGGCUGCAGCGUUACACUCGCUGAUCCUGUACUGUACAGUCAUCUCUGCAGCAUUAAUAUGUUGUUGUUCAACGUCACGGUCAAACUGGUCCGGAACUCGUUGGAGAUAUCAAAAUGUUAGAGGCAUAGCGAGUCUAGCGUUGGGUGUGAUCUGGUGUUGCGGUGGGGCAGCUGCGUCAUUGAGACCUGCUGAUACAGUGAGCCUCGUGGCAGCCCUCAUGCCACCACUGGCUUGGCUAUCAGCCGCGACACUCCACGUGUCACUGUGGACUAGGCGUUCCUCAGCGCCGAUACUUUAUUUAGCAAUAUAUUGGUUGCUAUCCGCAGCGUCAUCAGCCUCAAUUUUAUAUCAACUGGUUCAAGUUGAAAAUGCCUCCAAAAACAUAGAAUUCUAUAUACAUGGUGCUUCUAUGUUAUUAACAUCAAUAAUAGCUGUCAUAGACUGUAUCUGUUUCUAUGACGAGAUGUCACCAGAUAAAACAAAGGGAUUUAAUAUUUGGGAAUGUUACGCUCGCAUGGUUUGGCCGAAUUUUUAUAUCGCUGGUAUUUUAAAGCUGUUCGGAGAUCUUACAGGCAUUGUACCAGCAAUAGGGAUAGCUGUGAUAAUACAAUACAUAGAAAAUCCAAAUACACCGUACAAUAGUAAUACGCAUGUCACUAUUGACGAAUUUACUUCUAAUGGAUUCGUCAUGCUACUAAUUAUAUCGUUAGCACUUAUUGUACAGGCUUUAUUAUCACAGAAUUCGACUCAUUUGGUUACCGUAGAAGGUACUCGACUAAAAAUGGCUUUACAAAGCGUAAUCUAUGACAAAUGCAUGAAAUUAGCGUCAUGGUCAGUGAAUCCCGAAGUGGAAGAAGAGACUCCGUUGUUGCAUAACCCCGAGCAGGAAGCCAACACACAGUCAGGGCUGCUGAUGAAUUUAAUAUCACAAGAUACUUAUAAUGUAUCAGUAAUACUGUAUCUUCUCUACGCUCGUUUAGGACUGAGUGCCAUUAUAGGCACUGCUUGUAGUUUAUUGAUAGUUACGCCAUUACAAUUUUAUAUCGGGAAGAAAAUUGCUUCCUUCACGACACAAAUCUCUGCUGUCCUAGUAACCGUUGUAACUUUUACAACACACUACAUCCUUGAAGACAGCAGUACCUUAACAGCCACGAAAGUAUUUUCUGGAUUAGUGCUGUUCAACCAAUUGACGAUACCACUUCUAAUAUUACCAGUUACUAUAUUAAUGAUAAUCCAAGCGAUGGUCAGCACAAACAGAAUUAAAGACUUCUUGGAACUUCCGGAGGCUUUUAAUGUACCCGAUGAUAACAUUCACAGUGAUUCAUAUGACAUGCACUCGGAAAAAACCACUGACGACUUUUUAGAUAAUCCUCUAUCUGAGAGAGAAGAGUUUGAAGAAGAAGUGGAUGACAGAAGUAAAGAAAAUAAAGAGAUAAUUCAGAGCGAAGACAUUUUGAUCUCUUUUAAAAAUGCAGCUUUUUCUUGGAGGAUGAAAGAUAAUGCCUGGCUUGAAAUAGAUGAAUUGGACAUUCCAUUGGGAAAAUUAAUCAUGGUUGUUGGAUCAUCUGGUUCGGGUAAAUCAUCGCUACUUUCGGCCAUCUUAGGAGAAAUGUAUCGAGAACGUGGAGACGUUAAAAUAAGCGAAAAAUGUUCAAUGUGGUAUUCUGGACAGCCGCCUUGGCUUCUGGAAGGUUCUAUUCGAGACAACGUGUUGAUGGGCGGUACGUGGAGUGCGAUCAGAUACAACCGGGUGAUGCGCGCCACUGGUUUGAGGCCAGAUCUGCAACUUUUACCUGAUGGUGAUAACACACAACUGGGUAUGUCUGGGGCGCCUCUGUCGGGCGGACAACGCGUACGACUCAGUGUAGCCCGCGCCUUGUAUUCCCGCUCGAGGCUCAUCGUAUUAGACGAGCCUCUGGGAGCCCUAGAUGUACCUCUGGCCCGCCACUUAGUAGUGAGAGCACUGCUUCCAGCGGCGCGGGCCGGUCGGACGAUCAUACUAGCUACCAACAGACUCGAGCUGCUCCACUACGCGGAUUUAGUAAUCGUAAUGGAGGACGGCCGUGUGAGUGUGUGUGGUCGUGUGAGCUCUUCGUGUAACGGUGCUAUCAAGCAGUGGGCUCAGCUGGCGGCGGAGGCUCGGGAGUCGGCAUCACGAGGAAGUCAGGGACCCACAGGUGGGGCCGCUAGAGAACGAUCACAUUUAAUGCGCGCCGUGAGCCGAACGCAAUUUCAGAUGCAUAUAUCUGAGGAAUCCAUGCCGCAGGUGGGAAUCAACGAAGUGGCGGGCGCACAUCUAUUAACGGAAGUUCCAACAUGUGCCGGAGGAAGCUGGAGAAACACUCAAGCAGGUCUGAUGCAACUCAAGAGUCGCAUCAGACCUGCUUUACCGAGACAGUUUUCCACGCCAUCUCCAGAUAUGCCUCGCGCUAAAUGGCUACGAGACGUAAGACGGGCCGCGAGCGUGGACGCCUCGAAUGAGGCUCUGCAGCAAGAAGCAAGUUUAAUAAGACGCGUACUACCGAGUCGACCUUACAGGACACUUUAUAGCAGAUGGACUCCGUGGAGUUUACGUCGCUUCAUCAGUACCGACUCGGAUAAGGAAAUACAACAUAGUCAUCAGAAUUCUAACAACGGGCCCGUGGAAGUCCCCGACUUGACGUUGACUUCGGUAACUAGUAAUGGCAUUGAGACAUCCGCCACCAUUCCAGAUCUCCCGCUCACUAAUAAAGAACAAGAACCUGUUCUACACGAGUCCGCAGUAUGGUGGCAGUAUUGUCGCGCGUGUGGGUGGUGGGGCGCCGUGUACGUUGUGGCGGCGACGUUGACUCAGGGUGUAGCGAUGACCGCCGACUGGUGGCUCACUCGACUCACAGACUCUAAUAACCGGAACCCUCUAUCCGAUAAACAGGUGUGGGAUAUGAUCCUCACUUACUCCCUGUGGUGUGCGGGCGGCGUGUUACUCGCCGGGUUUGCGCAGGUGGCCUGUGCCUGUGCGGGAGCAAGUCCCGUCGCAAGCUUCACGAGAGACUCCUUCACGCUACACUACACGCCCCGCUGUACCAUCAUCACACACACCCCGCCGGAGACGCAUUACACCGCUUCUCCUCUGACACUCUAG
Messenger RNA from Danaus chrysippus (African queen), 3171 nucleotides. The record is from the annotation of a GenBank genome assembly. Lineage: Eukaryota; Metazoa; Arthropoda; Insecta; Lepidoptera; Nymphalidae.